Vespa crabro (European hornet) is the source of this 4370-nucleotide messenger RNA. RefSeq names its product forkhead box protein I2-like. Gene Ontology annotation, biological process: cell differentiation; regulation of transcription by RNA polymerase II; anatomical structure morphogenesis. The record is from RefSeq and is a predicted model, not a curated record. Lineage: Eukaryota; Metazoa; Arthropoda; Insecta; Hymenoptera; Vespidae. The transcript has 6 exons. Gene Ontology annotation, molecular function: DNA-binding transcription factor activity, RNA polymerase II-specific; RNA polymerase II cis-regulatory region sequence-specific DNA binding. The coding region runs from base 1834 to 3204 and encodes 456 amino acids.
UUUUACAUCUCGUUCUCUCUUACUUUUCUUUUAAUUGAACUUGAAAGGAAUAGGGGGAAGUUGAAAAUAAAUAGCAACAAUGGGAAAAUGUAUUGUUAAUUUAAAAAAAAAAAUUAAAAGGGAAUAUAUACAUAUAUAUAUAUAUUAUAUAUGGCUGGUACCAGGUCACCUUAAGUAAGGCGAUAAACGACGAUGAGAUUAAUCGAUGUUUUGUGUUAUGACUAUCGCAUAUCUGUACGAUCCUCUUCCUUCCUUUCUUCCCUCUCCACUUCCACCCCCAUACUUUAUUCGCGUGUUCAGUCAACGAGAAAGCUUUAUCGGUCCUUGCUCGAUAAAAUUAUCGUAAUCAUUUAGCGAGGAUCGCAUAUUUCUCCCUUUGACCUAAACGAUUAGCCCCCUUUCUCGUGUUUCACAUCCCUUUGUUCUUAUCUUUUCGCAUAACCCACUUUUUAACCUUUCUCGUCGAUGAUAAAAGUCAACGACGAACAAUGAUACAAAAUAAAAAUAAAAACAUUAAAUAAAAUAAUAAUAAUAAUAUAAAUACAGCUUAAGUAAUAUAAAAAAAAGGCAUAAAAUUUUAUUGAAAUUGAACUAAAAAUCUUAUCUACACGUUAUAUCAUAAUAUUCGAUUAAUAAUUAGACAUAGAGGAAUACUUAUAUAAGUAAUAACGAUUAAGGAACAUUUUUAUCGUGAGAUAUAUAUUAUAUUCUUUCGAUAAAUUCAUUUCGAUUAAUAUAAAUAAAUAAAUAAAUAAAUAAACAACAAUAAUAAAUCUUCAUCCAAAUUGAAACGGGGAAAAUGUAAAACGAUAUCGACGAGCCUGAAAGUGGAGACCGAUGGAUCGAUCGAUCGAUCGAUCGAUAACUCAAAGAAGAAAUAAGUAGUACGUGCAUUUUCUGCGUUCUCCUUCGAUUGAGAUUCUAAGAAAUCUCUUUAGUACACAGGCCCGUGUGUAGGCGAAGAACAAUUGGACCGUUUAAACGGAACUUGUCUCUGACACCCGAGGCGCGCACCGAGCCGAUGUUUAGUACGAGAUAUCCGAUAUACGAAGCGAUAAAAGGCAACCGGCGAACGCUCGACCGUGCUUGGAAGCGUGACUAAUGCGAGCAUGGCUAUAGCAAUGACUUAUAUGCCCCUAUAUCCGUCACUUUUCAAAUAAAUAAACCUUACGUACCUCCCGCGAGCACGAGACGCCAUUAUCUUAUACGUACGAUUAUUACGAUUGAUUAUAGCAUUUCCUCGAUUGUUUUCUCCUUUUUAUGGAACAUAAUGAAAUUAAUCAUAGGUUUAUUAAUUAUGGUAUAAAAUUUGAACGAAAAAAAGAAAAAAAGAAAAAAGAAAAAGAAGAAAAAAGAAAAAAAAAUACAAUUUCGAUUUUCUUUACCGACGGUCGGUAAAAGAACAUUGGCGGCAAAUUUGAAUUCGUUAAAGUGAAGCUCGUGUUAAAUCGAACGAACGAUAUGAAAUAAUGGAUUUUCCGUGUAACAAAAUCGGAAAAUUCGUAGUUUCUUAGUUAGAAACGAGCGCGUACGCGGUGUCGAGUGUAUCGGUAGAGUGAGGCACGUGUAACUGGAACGGGAUGUAAUUGGACACCAAUAACCCACGUACACGCCGCCGGCGUGGUAAAAAGAGAUGACGAGGGAGUGAGAGAGAAAGAGGAAGGAAGAUAGAUGGGGAGAACGUAGAAGGCAUGAAAACAAAAAAUUGAGGGAAAAAGAUUUUUCCCGAACAAACGAUCGAUUUCAUUUCACUCGCAUAUCCUAUCUAUUUUGAUGACGAUUCUUCUAUAUAAUUGAUCAAUCGAUAGUAGAUUAACGAACGUGAGCAGUUUUAUGUCGGAUCUACAAAAUGGUUACAUGAUCAAUGCUUCGAAAGAUUUGGAAUCUUCCGUAUCUACUGGUAUCAACAAAAGUCUAACUACUCAUCAUCCGUCCUUGAGUCUUCAUCAUUCACACCAUAGCUUGCAUAGUCCGAAUACGACGAUUUCAAUGCACUCCUCUACACCAUCCCAACAACAACAACAACAACAACAGCAGCAACAGCAGCAACAACAACAACAGCAUCAUCAUCUGGAAGACAAAGUGUCCUCCCCAAGUGGAGGACUUCAUAGUUCAACGACUAAUAGUAAUCCUUCGACACCCUCUGCACCAUCAACGCCUACUGCUGGUACAGAAAACAGUGCUGGAUCGAAUACAGCUACUAUAACGAAUAAUAAUAACAAUAGUAAUGGCAAUCCUGCUUCAACUACAGCCAGCAAGCCGCCUUUCAGUUAUGUUGCUCUGAUUGCCAUGGCGAUACAACACAGUGCACAAAAAAGGGCGACUCUUAGCGAAAUUUAUGCUUAUAUCACAGCCAAGUUUCCUUAUUUCGAGAAGAAUAAAAAGGGCUGGCAAAAUUCUAUUAGGCAUAAUUUAUCAUUGAACGAGUGUUUCGUCAAGGUACCACGUGAAGGUGGUGGCGAAAGGAAGGGCAACUUUUGGACUCUCGAUCCCCAAUACGAGGACAUGUUUGAAAAUGGUAACUACAGAAGACGCAGACGUAUGAAACGUCCAUACAGAAAUGCUCCUUAUCACAAAUCUAUCUUUGGCGAUCCUUUCUCGCCGACACAUGUCCAUCUUGGUCCUAGAAAUUUAUUCGCCCAUACACCAUCUUCCUAUGCACCUACUACUUACGCGCGAUACGAUACGAGUGCAUGGAGUCUUCAGCAACCACAAUUAUCCUACAGUCAUUGUCAGUCGCUUCAACCACAGUUACAAUCGAUGCAAUCGAUGCAGAUACCGACGAUGAACGGUUAUAGUCAACUGAGUACUUCGUUAAGUGAGUCUCUGCUCUAUCCUCCGAACUUCAGUUCUUUGAGCUCGCGAGUUAUUAGACGACCGUGCAAAGCUUUUCAAGGCAAUUACCUGGAUGUUCCAGGUGGAACGACUGGAUCACCAGGAACUAUGAGCAGUGGAUCAUUUGGUAGCACCUUCACGGCAUGUGGUAGAAGACACGAAACCAGUAUGGCGACUGAAACGAUGCCAGCAAGGUGCUAUUGGCCAGAAAUGGUGAACGUGAAAGAGGAACCAGGUAGUACCACGGCAUCGACAUCAGCCGUCGGCGGUGUUCCACCGACCAUGAUGGGAACAACGGUGCCAUCGAGCGUUACCGCACCAGCUUUUCCCUCCGUCGAAUUUCAAACGCGAUCGAAGUGUUUCAUGUGAACUGUUUAAUCAAUCGAUUCGAUAUGAAAAAACAAAAAAAGAAAAGAAAAAAAGAAAAAAGAAAAGGAAAACCGAUUUUUUUUUUUUUUUUACUUUUGGUACGUGAAUACGUGCCAAAUGGAUUCGCGAAUUUUUCUUUCUUUCUCUCUCUCUCUCUCUCUCUCUCUCUCUCUCUCUCUCUCUCUCUGUACCGUUCUUUUCUUCUCUUUUUUUUUUUUUUAUAAUUUUUGUUAAAAGAUAUGACGUCUUUAAAGGGAAUGGAUAUGGGGUUGUGGGAUGGAUGAGGGUUAGAAGAAGAAGAAGAAGAAAAAAGAAAAUAGAAACAAAACGAAUUGAAAAUCGAAACGAAGAGAAUUCGUAUACGAUAUUUCCUAUUUCUGGAUGACUGGAAGCGAAAUAUUCUAGGAUUUUCAUCCGCGUUCCAUUUCGAGUCUUUUGAGAGAAGAUGACACCGACGAAGGACGAAGAGAAAACGAAUGAGUCUGGUAAGCAACGAAGGGAGCGAUGACGACGUGCGGGAUAUAUCGUCGCGAACCAUUGAAACGUUUCUCUGAGAGUCAUGUGAGAGAAUAAAAGUGAGAGAGAGAGAGAGAGAGAGAGAGAGAGAGAGAGAGAGAGAGAGAGAAGAGCACGAAUGCUUAUCAAUUUGCACGGUAAACCUAUUCCUUUCCUUUCGUCAACGCGACGAUAUCUCUUCUCUCUUAUUUCUUUACCUAUUCGAAUAUUUAUUUAAAAAUAUCCGAGUAAAAAAAUAAAUAAAAAAAUAAAAAAAAAAAAAAAAAGAAAAGAAAGAACAGAACUGUAAAGCGACACUUAUUAUAACUGCAAUGAAAUGUAACGAAGGAUGUAUAAAUGUUCUACGAAAAUUAUAGCAAUAUGUCCUUCUAUCGUAGAGAUGAAAGACUAUGACGAUAAGGACGCUUAGAUUAUUAUUUGAAUAACUCUAUUAUUAUUACUUAUUAUUAUUAUUAUUAUUAUUAUUAUUAUUAUUAUUAUUAUUAUUAUUAUUGUUAUUAUUAAUAUUAAUUAAUAUUAUUUUUAUUAUUAUUAAACGAUCUUACGUUCUUAUCGUUGACGUUUUUUUCACCACUGUAAAUAAUUAGUUAAGUGCACUGUACCAAUUGUGAACAGAUGAUGAUAAAAAUAAAUUGUUUGUCGUCCAUAAA